Molecule: messenger RNA, 1390 nt
Organism: Loxodonta africana (African savanna elephant)
Lineage: Eukaryota; Metazoa; Chordata; Mammalia; Proboscidea; Elephantidae
Gene: ZNF740
Product: zinc finger protein 740
Exons: 7
Coding region: 450-1031 (193 amino acids)
Biological process (GO): regulation of transcription by RNA polymerase II
Cellular component (GO): nucleus
Molecular function (GO): DNA-binding transcription factor activity, RNA polymerase II-specific
Source: RefSeq, a predicted model, not a curated record
GGGGAAACGGGCCCCGGGUUGGUGUUUGUAAACUUGCCUCAGUCCCGGCGGGGGCAGUGGCGGCCGCGGGGUUGGCACGGUUUGCUGGGGCCUGGAGGAGGCGCCGCGUGGCGGGGGAGACAGUGAGAGGCCACGCCUGGCAGGUUUCCGAAACAGAUCGUGAGCCUCAACGAGAGAAUUCAACUGGAAAACCAAGACUGGCAGACUCUUUUUCAGACAAUAGGCAGGAGGCAGGCAGAGUCCAGGGAUUCUUGGAACACCUGUCUUUACUUCGGAGGACACUAAGUUCUAUUUGAAGGCAAAGGCAGUUCAAUAUGGCAGCAGGACUGAAGGGACACAAAGGAGUCGUUACAGUGAUUUGGUGACAGUUCUUCAAGCUACAGUGUCUUAAGGAAAAGUGGAUUAAGAAACUCCUGAACAUUUGGGGUUGCAUUAAGUGAGAAAUCAGCAUGGCUCAGGCAAGUCUCCUGGCUUGUGAAGGCCUAGCAGGUGUGAGUCUGGUUCCCACUGCAGCCAGCAAGAAGAUGAUGCUGAGCCAGAUUGCCAACAAGCAGGCCGAGAAUGGCGAGCGGGCAGGUAGCCCUGAUGUCCUGAGGUGCUCGAGUCAGGGCCACCGAAAAGACAGUGAUAAGUCCCGGAGCCGCAAAGAUGAUGACAGCUUGGCUGAGGCCUCUCAUUCAAAGAAGACUGUUAAAAAGGUGGUGGUAGUGGAACAAAAUGGUUCUUUUCAAGUAAAGAUUCCCAAAAAUUUUAUUUGUCAACACUGCUUUGGAGCCUUUAGGAGCAGUUACCACCUCAAGAGGCACAUCCUCAUUCACACUGGUGAGAAGCCAUUUGAGUGUGAUAUAUGUGAUAUGCGCUUCAUCCAGAAGUACCACCUGGAGCGCCACAAGCGUGUACACAGUGGUGAAAAGCCUUACCAAUGUGAACGGUGCCAUCAGUGUUUUUCUCGGACAGAUCGAUUACUCAGACACAAACGGAUGUGCCAAGGGUGCCAGUCCAAGACUUCCGACGGGCAGUUUUCUCUAUAGGUGCAAGGGGCCCCAGGUGGUGGGAGUGAUCAGAAGAAUCUACCGAAGAGCUCACCCCCUCUGGUCGAUGGUCCCACCACCACCCUGUCUGUAUCUGCCCCCUCCUGGAGGAGUGGACCCAAGAGACCAGAAGAGUACAUCAGGGGACAGAAGCCCCAGAGCCUCAGUUCUGUAAAUAAUCUGAGACUAUGAGUAUCUCGGGGAAGUUCUACAGCAUUCCUGGGUGGGCGAACUAGUCUCUGGACCCUUGGCUGAGGUUGUAAGAGGGGGACUCAAGGUACAGGACCAAGACUGAAGUGUGGCUCCCACAACCUUGGACUCCAGCUGGCAGCUGAAAAGGAAAAGAUUGGGGAAAAGAA